This is a messenger RNA of Calliphora vicina (urban bluebottle blowfly), 1473 nucleotides long. RefSeq lists its product as uncharacterized. The record is from RefSeq and is a predicted model, not a curated record. The coding region runs from base 1 to 1473 and encodes 490 amino acids. Lineage: Eukaryota; Metazoa; Arthropoda; Insecta; Diptera; Calliphoridae. The transcript has a single exon.
AUGUGGCUUAAGAAUAAUGCAUUUGGCCAGUUAUUUGUGGCUUUAUUACUGCUGCACUAUAAUGUGAUGGCAACAAGUGCAGCCAAUAUGGCUCAAUUGAAAAAUCAACAACAACAACAACAGCAGCAGCAACAACAUCAACAAACACUGGGCCAAGCAUCAACAACAUCUGCACAACAUCAGCAACAUCCACAUCAUGUGCGUUCGCAAACGCAACAUCAGCUACCACUGCAAUCUGGCUUAGCGGCACACCCAGCUAAUAGCAUUAGCAGUAGUGCCAACAGCGUUUUACAUAGCUCAGAAACGCAAGCCAUACCAUCAUCAUCUUCGCCGUCAUCCUCACCAUUAGCUCAUUUGCCUGCAGCUCAGUAUGUUGCUAAUGAUAAGGAGGCUGUAAUGCAAGAAGUAUUAAAACAUUUCAAUGCAGACAAUGAUUUGACCGAUCCCUAUCAAAUUCUCAAUGAAUUAAAAAGAGAAGCACAUGUCAACACAUACCAAGGACCCCCACCACCGCCACCACUUCUAUCAACAGUUCCCACAUUGGCAGCAUUAAGUUCAUCAUCUAUCAACAGCAUGGCCUACCCUUGGAAUUUAUAUGAAAGACCUUAUACUCCCAAUAACUUGCAACCUGCCCCAAUGGGUGGGCUAUUUUCACACAUGUUCAAUCCUUUUGAGGCCUUUCCAACACCAUUUCCGGCCACGCCACGAUUUAUGCCCAUCAUGAGUUAUCCCCAGCCGGUCUAUGUACCAUAUCCAUUUCUUAUGUCACCAGAAAUGUUUUAUCCCGGCUACUCAACUCUACCACAUUUAGCUAAUGACUAUGAAGACUCUAUGUCGCGUGGUGCUGGUUCAUCUAGACGUCCAGUGUCUGCACAACAUUCUUCAUCUUACCCACGUAAUUCUCCUAUUUAUUAUGUUCGCUUACCUCCUACACCGUAUAUGUUUUUACCCAGUCUUGGUUUAGGCAACUCUCCCGCAUCCAUGUCCGGCUAUCCAACUAUGUUACCUUAUCAGUCGUUGCCUUCUUUUCCCUCGUUUUCCUCCGUUUUCAAUGUUCCCAUAAAUUUCCUGGCCAAUGGCAAACCCAGUAAUAUCUAUCAAAUGAGUGCUCCUCCCAGUGAUAUUCAAAAUCCUUUGCAGUUUGCUAAUAUACCUUCCAGCUUCAAUACACGUCCUCCACCACCUCCUCCACCUAAUGCCUAUAGACCUGCUGCCUCCUCACACAAUUACUUUAAUACACAACCUCCUAGCUUAUCGUCAUCAUCAGGAAAUUAUGGCUCAUAUCCUGGCUCCUCAAUUUCAUCCUCAUCGCCACCAUCAUCACCGCCACCAACAACUACGUCGUCAUCUCAUCAGGAUUCAAAAUUGACAGCACUUAAACGUCCAUACUAUUUCAAUGGUCGUCCUGAAGAUAUUUAUAUUUUACCCAAUAAUUUUAAUCCUUUGUAUUCAUCAGAUAGUAGUUAUUAUUGA